Molecule: messenger RNA, 1224 nt
Organism: Vombatus ursinus (common wombat)
Lineage: Eukaryota; Metazoa; Chordata; Mammalia; Diprotodontia; Vombatidae
Gene: RGS8
Product: regulator of G protein signaling 8
Exons: 6
Coding region: 1-699 (232 amino acids)
Source: RefSeq, a predicted model, not a curated record
AUGUAUCAAGAGGCAGCAGACUCUGUCAUUCAGGGCCUCAUUGAGCCAUGCCCAGACGGAGCCCGUCCCAGCUGUGUUUCUUCUGCCGUUCUGACCACCGCCAGACAGAGCUCCUUGACCAGCAGCUUCUCUGACCAUCUGGUUGGCAAAGACCCACAGGCCAUGAGGACAGGUCAAAGGCAGAACAAAGGAAUGAGGACUCGCCUGGGAUGUCUGUCUCACAAAUCAGAUUCAUGUAGUGAUUUCACAGCUAUUCUUCCCGACAAGCCGAACCGGGCUCUCAAGAGGCUAUCUACAGAAGAAGCUACAAGGUGGGCAGAUUCAUUUGAUGUGCUCCUCUCCCACAAAUAUGGAGUGGCAGCAUUCCGUGCUUUCCUGAAGACUGAGUUCAGUGAGGAGAACUUGGAAUUCUGGCUAGCCUGUGAGGAGUUCAAGAAGACUCGGUCGACCACCAAGCUGGUUUCCAAGGCUCACAGGAUCUUUGAAGAGUUCGUAGAUGUUCAGGCCCCUCGAGAGGUGAACAUAGAUUUCCAAACUCGGGAAGAAACAAGGAAGAACAUGCAAGAACCUUCUUUGACAUGCUUUGACCAAGCCCAGGGGAAAGUGCACAGCCUCAUGGAGAAAGACUCUUACCCCCGGUUUCUGAGGUCCAAAAUGUACUUAGAUCUUCUGACUCAAAACCAGAGGAGGCUCAGUUAGAGCUGAAAUGAGGACCCAUGGAAAUCACAGGCUUUCCCCUUCCCCCAGCUGCCAAGACCAUAUUCCAAUGUGAACCAUCAUCAGUGUUUAACCGCAGUGGAGUUUGGGUUGGGAGGCUGGGGGUGUGAGGAAGAAAGGAAAUGGGGCUACUUAAAAUGUGUGAUCCAGCCGUCGGAUUGAGGACUUUAAUUCCAUUUGCCUGGUUGUGUUUGUGUGUUGGUUAGUGGUAGCGCCUCACAGCUGUUACCCUUCUCUGGGUCAGCAAAUGGCCAUUCAUAUUGCCUUGGGUCAUUUCUGCUAAGAAGGCAGGUUUGCUAUGCUAGGCUAAUAUGUAAAUAAUGCAAAAGCAAUUCAGCCCCCUCUCCCUUUCCCCACCACCACAUUUUAUUAUCUGAUUUCUUGUUAAUCCCAUAUCCUUGAGAGGAAAGAGGGGAAGAAUGACCAUGGGUCUCUCUGAUGUGAUUUGUGGUUUAGAAACUAUUGCUAGUCCUGGGUGUUUGGGCCUCAUUGCACUGGAAAGGAGGU